This is a messenger RNA of Fragaria vesca subsp. vesca, 788 nucleotides long. Its product is annotated as TRM112-like protein At1g78190-like. The record is from RefSeq and is a predicted model, not a curated record. The coding region runs from base 146 to 514 and encodes 122 amino acids. NCBI's taxonomy places the organism in Eukaryota, Viridiplantae, Streptophyta, Magnoliopsida, Rosales, Rosaceae. The transcript is spliced from 2 exons. Gene Ontology annotation, molecular function: protein heterodimerization activity. Gene Ontology annotation, biological process: peptidyl-glutamine methylation; rRNA (guanine-N7)-methylation; tRNA methylation.
GACUCGAGCAGUCCUUAUAUCACACAACACCUAUUUGCAGUUAAAGCUUUCUCUCUCUCUGUCUUCAUCGGCCGGCAAGAAUCGCAGGUUCUAGAAGAGAAGGGGAACAAAUACUGCCGGCUACUGACCAGUCUGGACUAGAGAGAUGAGGCUGAUUACUCACAACAUGCUGUCUUCCAAGAUUAAAGGCGUGACGAACGGCUUCCCUCUGGGUAUUGAAGCAGAGAAGGUGGUGGAGAAGCAGGUGGACUUGAAUGUUGAUUUCCUCAAGAACAUGUUUUCUAAGAUUGAGUGGAAGGCCCUUGUCUCUGCUUCUCGUACAAUGGGGUAUGCCGAGCUUCCUGAGGAGGUGGAGCCUUCUAAGCUUGAUUCUGAGGAAUUCCUGCAAAAGUUCCAUCAUGCCCUUUUGGAGCUUCAUCUUGAGGAAGGUGCUCUUGUUUGCCCUGAGACUGGUCGCCGGUUUCCAGUUUCGAAGGGAAUACCUAAUAUGCUACUUCAUGAAGAUGAGGUCUGAAGCGAGUCACAGACACUAUGCUGCCAUUGCUGAUCUAUGAUGAAAAUUAGGCACUGUUCUAUAGCUUUUGGCAAUUGGAAACUGGAAUGCUUUAUUCUUUUGGUUUGAUCUAUUUCCCUUUUUGUUGUCAUUUUGGCCAUGGUGUAUUGGUGUAUCAAAUUCAAAGUAACAUCAAGGCUGAAGUGAGAGACUAAACUCCGCAGCCUAACGUCUGUGUAUCCUGACUUCUAUGUAGUAACUGUUAACUUGCAAUAUCAGUAAUUGAAACGAAGAA